Molecule: messenger RNA, 1763 nt
Organism: Aegilops tauschii subsp. strangulata
Lineage: Eukaryota; Viridiplantae; Streptophyta; Magnoliopsida; Poales; Poaceae
Source: RefSeq, a predicted model, not a curated record
UCAAAUUAGGUGGCAACGGCAGAUAACAAAGGCGGCGGCGGCCGGCGGGCGGAGGCGGCGCACACGGCACAAACGCUGCGGUGGCGUGCCGGGGCCGGGCACCGUGCCACUGCCCCCAAUUACUCAAUUCCUUCUCGCCGCGCCGCAGCGCCAACGACCAAACCACCGCGCAACCGCACGCCACCCUCCGUCAGUCGGGUCGGGGGGACAGCGACCGGCGCGUGCGCCAGCGAGGGGGAUAUAGAUGGAGGUGGGCAGUGUCGUGGGGGCGCGAUCCACUUGGGCACCAGCCGUCCGGAACCGAGACCGGGGCCAAGACCGCGCCUUGCCCCGCCGUGUCCGCUGCCGCGCCGUCGUCAUGCCGCCGUCCGUCCGCACGGUCUCCAUCCCCUUCGCCGACCUCAAGGAGCGGGGCAGGGACCUGAGCGGCAAGAUCGAGGAGGGGCUCGGCCCCGACGGGCUCGGCAUCAUCUCCAUUUCCGGCGUGCCCGAUUUCCCAGCUCUGAGGAGAACGCUCCUGCACUUGGCGCCGAAAGUUGCAAACCUCCCUGAAGAUGUGAAGAAAGAACUUGAGGACCCGGACAGCAGGUAUAAUUUCGGCUGGAGCCAUGGGAAAGAGAAACUUGAAUCUGGGAAACUCGACACAUUCAAAGGCUCCUACUAUGCCAACCCAAUUUUGGAUGUCCCUACUGCUGAUGAUGUCCUUGUAAGUAGGUAUCCAUCGUACUGCCGACCAAAUAUCUGGCCAGCUGAUCAUCUGCCUGAGCUUGAAAUAGCAUUUAAAGCUCUUGGAAAGCUAAUGUUGGAAGUUGGCUUGAUGUUGGCUCGUCAUUGUGAUCUCUAUGUAAUGCAGCACGGAGUGGAACCAUAUGAUGGUGAAAGUCUUGAGCAGACAAUUUCCCGUUCAAGGUGUCACAAGGGGCGUCUCCUGUAUUAUUUCCCCAGACAAUUCAGCACACAAAAAGAAGAUGGUGAUUCUGUUUCAUCGUGGUGUGGAUGGCAUACUGACCAUGGGUCUUUAACAGGUCUUACAUGUGGCCUGUUUAUGAAAAAUUCAGUGGAGGUCCCCUGUCCUGAUAGUGCAGCUGGGCUGUACAUCCGGACUCGUGAUGACCGAGUUGUUAAGGUUACAUUUGGGGAGGAUGAAUUAGCUUACCAAAUUGGGGAAACUACUGAAAUACUAUCAAGAGGUCGUCUAUGUGCAACUCCACACUGUGUACAGGCACCCAGCGGUGCGAAUGCUUCAAAUGUUGAGCGCUCUACUUUUGCAAUGUUCAUGCAACCAGAUUGGAAUGAGACGCUUAACUUUCCAAGUGAAAUUCCUUACCACCAAGAGUUGAUUCCACCAAACGGAGCGCUUACGUUUGGAGAGUACUCAGAGAGACUGGUGAACAAGUAUUACCAGGGGAAGACGUGAUUCGCAUGGAUUGUCACGAUGAGGCGCGGAGAAAAGGCCCCUGUGAAGAUGCUGUGCUACCAGGAAACUAAAAUCUUCAACUAGUCGUGCCUGCAAAUACACUUCCAAGUCCCUAGAAAGCAUGUAAAGAUUUAUAGGUAUAGAUUACAUCAUUUCCGUACCAUGUGCGCUUGUAAAAAAGAUGCUAAAACAUGACCUCCUGAAAACUGUAUAAAAUGGGAUGAAAUUGUGCACAUGUAGUUUGUUAUAUGGUCCUAACUUGUGCACGGAAUGCUCUAUUUUUACACACUUGUGGAAUCCAAAAGUGUGCUCUUGCACGAGGGAUAUCAAUGCCAAUAUUCGCCCA